AUGUCGGCGAUUGACUCCAUGACCAUGAAGGCGCGGUCUCCAGCACGACCCGCUGCGCUGACGGCCCAGGUCAAGGAUUGGUCGAUCUUGAGAAUGUCGAGCGGCAAUUCCGACAACGCGGAGAAAGACGCGAAGCCCGCCCCGAAAUCAUCCAGCGCGAUUCGGAAUUCCCUCGUUAUGCAAGACGUGAAGAGUCUCGGCGGCAUGCCGACCCACGACGCCGAGUUCGGG
This is a messenger RNA of Mesorhabditis spiculigera, 231 nucleotides long. NCBI's taxonomy places the organism in Eukaryota, Metazoa, Nematoda, Chromadorea, Rhabditida, Rhabditidae. The record is from the annotation of a GenBank genome assembly.